This is a messenger RNA of Phacochoerus africanus (Common warthog), 521 nucleotides long. RefSeq names its product 60S ribosomal protein L28-like. The coding region runs from base 43 to 456 and encodes 137 amino acids. NCBI's taxonomy places the organism in Eukaryota, Metazoa, Chordata, Mammalia, Artiodactyla, Suidae. Gene Ontology annotation, cellular component: cytosolic large ribosomal subunit; ribosome. The record is from RefSeq and is a predicted model, not a curated record. Gene Ontology annotation, biological process: translation. The transcript has a single exon. Gene Ontology annotation, molecular function: structural constituent of ribosome.
CUCUUUCCGUCUCCCGCCGCCGCACGGAGAGGAGCUGCCGUCAUGUCUGCGCACCUGCAAUGGAUGGUAGUGCAGAACUGCUCCAGCUUCCUCAUCAAGAGGAACAAGCAGACGUACAGCAACGAACCCAAUAACCUGAAGGCCCGCAACUCCUUCCGCUACAACGGGCUGAUUCACCACAAGACCGUGGGCAUGGAGCCGGCGGAGGACGGCAAAGGGGUCGUGGUGGUGAUGAAGCGGAGAUCCGGCCAGCGAAAGCCGGCCACUUCAUACGUGCGGACCACCAUCAACAAGAACACCCGAGCCACUCUCAGCAGCAUCCGGCACAUGAUCCAAAAGAACAAGUACCGCCCGGAUUUGCACAUGGCCGCCAUCCGCAGAGCCAGCGCCAUCCUGUGCAGCCAGAAGCCAGUGAUGGUGAAGAGGAAGUGGACCCGCCCCACCAAUAGCGCCUGAGCCCUGCCCUUCCCCAAAGCAAUAAAGACAACAGUCUUCUCUUUGCAAAAAAAAAAAAAAAAAAA